AGGGGGGCUGUAAACAGGUUCUGCUGUCAGUGUGGGUUCCUCUCUGUUCCUCUCUGUUCUCAGUCUUCACUCUCAUUCUCGGAGGCCUUCGCUUCAACCUCACGAUGUGGAGAGGGGUUUUAUUAGCCUGCCUGCUUCUACACACAGCAAAGGCGGAGGAGAGCUCCAAAGGACCGAUAUACCUGGUCACGGUUCCCGCUCAAAUUUUCGGAGGCACCACAGAGACAUUCUGCGCCCAGCUCCUCCACCCCAAUGAGAGCCUCACUUUCACUGUCACCAUGGAGACCAAUGCUGACAACGUGACUCUCCUGGAAGAGAAGGUGAAGGACAGUGAGUUCUACCGAUGUGUCCCCUUUCAGGUUCCAGUGUUCCCUGAAGAAACCAUUGUGUAUCUCCGAGCUGAAGUGAAAGGAAAAACAGUCCAUUUGGAGAAAACACAAAAAGUCCUGAUUAGUUCAACUAAUCCCCUGACGUUUAUACAGACAGACAAACCCAUCUAUAAACCUGGCCAGACAGUUAAAUUUCGAAUUGUCACGCUGGACACACAUUUUGUCCCUAUCAAUGAAAAGUACAAAACUGUGGAACUGCAGGACCCCGCGACUAAUCGCAUCGCUCAGUGGCUGGACAGGACGUCCGUCAGCGGGAUUCUGGACUUGUCACACCCCCUCAGUUCCGAAGCCCCUCAAGGAACAUACACACUGCGCGCAGAGACAGACAGUGGCAAUCACAUUAGCCAGUCUUUUAACAUCAAGGAGUACGUCCUACCCAAGUAUGAGGUGAAGGUUCAUCUCCCCAAAUCAAUCACUAUCUUGGACACAGAGGUCACAGUCAAGAUCUGUGCAAAGUACACCUAUGGGAAGCCUGUCUUGGGGAAGGUAACAGGAACAUUUUGCCGGCCAAGUUGGAGGAUGUACUACUGGCAUCGAAGGCCUGAUAAUGUGGAGAACAACGACAUCUGCCAUAUGUUUAUCGCUCAGACUGACAAGACUGGCUGUGUGACCAAAGUUAUUGAUCUGAAAGACUUUGCAUUGAAUGCGACUGGCUACUCUGAUAGCUUUAAUGUGGAGUGUGAUCUGGAAGAAGAAGGAACAGGUGUUCAACUGAGUGGCUCCAGUUCCUGUAGAUUCACCUCUAACAUUAAUGAAGUCAGUUUCGAGGGGGCACAGAAUGCCUUUAAAAAGGGCAUCCCCUUUAAGGCAAAGAUCAAGAUGACGGGACCUGACUCUUCCCCCCUCCCAGACGAGAAGGUUCAUCUCAUCAUCCGAUGGGACAACCACACCGAGAUCAUGAACUUCACCACGGACAGCAGGGGCCUGGUCCCCAUCUCACUGGACACCUCAUCCUGGGACACCCAGUCUGUCAGGCUUGAGGCACGCUACUCUCUGCUGGAUAAUGUUUAUGAUUAUCAGUCGGUUCGUCCCACAUAUGGCACGGCCUUUCUGUUCCUCAAUCCCUUUUACUCCAAGAGCAAGAGUUUCCUGAAGAUCCAGGAGAAUGAGGGCAAGCUUCAGUGUGGAGAGGAAGCACCAAUAAGCAUCAGUUACAUCAUCCGGGGGGAGGAGCUGGGAAAGGGGGUGGAGUUUAUGGAUUUCUAUUAUCUGGUGAGUAGGUGGGAUUCUUUCAGCUACAUUUUAAUUUGAUUUCAGCCUACAGCA
This is a messenger RNA of Polyodon spathula (Mississippi paddlefish), 1655 nucleotides long. Its product is annotated as alpha-2-macroglobulin-like protein 1. The record is from RefSeq and is a predicted model, not a curated record. The transcript has 12 exons. NCBI's taxonomy places the organism in Eukaryota, Metazoa, Chordata, Actinopteri, Acipenseriformes, Polyodontidae. Gene Ontology annotation, molecular function: endopeptidase inhibitor activity. Bases 105 to 1640 code for a protein of 511 amino acids.